Messenger RNA from Rhizophagus irregularis DAOM 181602=DAOM 197198, 1653 nucleotides. Lineage: Eukaryota; Fungi; Glomeromycota; Glomeromycetes; Glomerales; Glomeraceae. The record is from RefSeq and is a predicted model, not a curated record.
AUGAAAGAAAAUGAUUUUACUUCGGAACUUCUUUCCGAAAUAUUUGAAAAUCUUCAAAUCCCUGAAUUAUUUAAAUGUAUUUUAGUAAAUAAAAAAUGGAGUGCAAACGCUAUACGCAUUUUAUGGAAAAAUCCUAUUGAAUUUAUAAAUUUAAAUUUAAUAAAUUCUAAAUUAUCAAAAGAUAAAUCAUAUUUAAAUAUUAUUUCUACUAUGAUUAAAUGUUUACCUUUUGAAAUUAAAAUUAAGAUAAGAACUUAUGGGAUUAAUUUUGAUGAAUUGAAAGAAGAAAGUCAACCAAUGUUUGAUUAUUGUUCAUUAAUAAAAAAGAUAUCAUUUGAUAUGAUUCUUAAUGCUAUUAAUAUUUUGUUUAAUUCUCUUGUAGAAAAAAGCAUUAUUAAAGAUCAAACAUGUCAUUAUAUCGUAUUUCAAGAAAUUUGUAAUCAUUUAGUUGAUAAAUGCGUCAUUUCCAAUAAUCGAGAUAAGAAAAUUAAUCCUAAAUUCAUUCUAAAUGCUUAUAAUCCAAAACAGAUUGGAAGUUGUAAUAAAAGGGGUUCAAACUUUCCUUUACCAAGUCAAUUACCACAAAUGAAGAAAUCAUUAUCUAAAUUAGAGAAAUUUAAUUUAAAUACUUGUAUACAACCAAGAUUUAUUCAAGAACUUGAUAAUAUUUGUAAAAAUAUUUUAAGUAUUGGCAUAUAUUGUGGAUGUUGUGAUGAACAUUAUUUAGCUGAAUUUAUCAAGAAUCAAAUGAAUUUACGAGAAAUUUAUGUUAUGUCAAUGAAUAAUUUUCAUUUAAUUAAAAUAUCUGAAGCUAUUAAAAUUAAAUUGGAACAAUUAACAUCUUUAACUAUUUCAACUGGUCAAAUUUCGUUGAAUAUUUUCAAUAAUAAAAGAUGUGAUCAAUUAAUUGAAUUAAGUAUAUAUAAUUUUUGUGAUCAAUUAGCAGAUAUUGAUGAAUGGAAUAAUUUUUUUCGUUAUAAUUCUAUUAGAUUCAAAAAUUUGAAAAAUUUGGAAAUACAAUGUAAUAUUAAAAAUUUUAAAUAUAUGGGAAUUUUUCUUAAUGAAUUAUCAUCACUUCAAAAACUUGAAUUAGCAUGGAGCGAAGAUGAAGAAGAUAAUCAAGAUUUAAUUGAUGAAUUAUUUCGAAAUAUUGCUAAAUAUUGUUCAAAUUUAAUUCAAUUGGAAUUAUCUACUCCUAAAUUUACUCAAUCAUUGGAAAUUAUUUUACAAUUAUGUAAAAAAUUGGAAUAUUUAAAUUUAUUAAAUACUAAUAAAUCAAAUGAUUUAAAUGAGAAAAUCUUAUUAUUAGGAAAUUAUUUUCCAAUAUCUUUAAAAAAAUUUGGGGUACAAUUUUAUUUAAAUAUUUCAAAAGAAAAAUUGGAAGAAUUUUUAAAUAAUUGUUUUAUGAAUGGAAUCAGAAAUUUAUCAUUAGGUUUUUAUAUUGAAGAAUUUUCUAAUGAUUAUGAAAUCAUUAUGAUGAAAUAUGUAAAAUUAGGAACUUUAAAUAAUGAAUUUUUUAAAAGUUGGUUAGAAUUUAUGCCUUUUAUACUAAAUGAAUUAAAACUUACGUACAAUAUAUGGUUACAUUAUCGUAACCGUGGGGUUUCGAUUAAAAUUGUAGUAUUUGUCUAUUUGAUUAAUUUAUUGAUAUAA